This is a messenger RNA of Manihot esculenta (cassava), 1170 nucleotides long. Its product is annotated as adenylate kinase, chloroplastic. The transcript is spliced from 7 exons. Gene Ontology annotation, cellular component: cytoplasm. The coding region runs from base 82 to 999 and encodes 305 amino acids. The record is from RefSeq and is a predicted model, not a curated record. Gene Ontology annotation, molecular function: ATP binding; AMP kinase activity; nucleoside diphosphate kinase activity. Lineage: Eukaryota; Viridiplantae; Streptophyta; Magnoliopsida; Malpighiales; Euphorbiaceae. Gene Ontology annotation, biological process: nucleoside triphosphate biosynthetic process.
AGAUCCCAAGCAGCCAUUAACACUCCAUCUCUGUCUAUCUUUGACCACCAUUCUGCUCUUAGACAGAGAGAGGGGACAGAUAUGGCAGCUAUCACCUCCUGCGGUGUCAGUUUGAGGGUGGCCGAGAAGUCCCAACCGCACCCUCCGCUGUAUGCUUCCGUUUGUCCGCCCUCUUCUCCCUCUGCUAAGUCGUCUAAGCUCUUCUUCUGCUCCCAAUUGUCAUUUGCUUCUAGUAAUGCUUGUCUUUCUCUUCGCUCCAAUCAAACUUUGCACUCACCUCGUCUCGCGAAAUCUUCUAAUCCAGCUCUGCAGGUUGUAGCAUCAGCUAAACCAGAACCCUUGAAAAUAAUGAUAUCAGGGGCACCUGCUUCUGGUAAGGGUACUCAAUGUGAGCUCAUCACUAAGAAAUAUGGUUUGGUGCAUGUUGCUGCUGGAGACCUGUUGAGAGCGGAAAUUGCUUCAGGAAGUGAAAAUGGGAAGCGAGCAAAGGAAUACAUGGAAAAAGGUCAACUGGUCCCAAAUGAAAUUGUAGUCAUGAUGGUGAAGGAGCGCUUGUUGCAGCCAGAUGCCCAGGAAAAUGGUUGGCUUUUGGAUGGAUACCCUAGGAGCUUGUCCCAAGCGACUGCUCUUAUGGAAUUUGACUUCUGGCCUGAUCUUUUCAUUCUGCUAGAAGUCCCUGAAGAGCUUCUUGUUGAAAGGGUAGUUGGACGCAGGUUAGACCCUGUUACUGGGAAGAUAUACCAUCUGAAGUAUUCUCCUCCUGAGAGUGAAGAAAUUGCUGCUAGGCUCACCCAACGUUUUGAUGAUACUGAAGAGAAGGUGAAGUUGCGAUUGCAUACUCACCAUCAAAAUGUGGAGGCAGUACUUUCACUUUAUAAAGAUGUUAUAUUAAAGGUCGAUGGAAGUGUUUCGAAAGAGGACGUGUUUGCACAAAUUCACCGUGCUUUAACAAAAUUACUUGAGGAUAAGAAAGCAACUUCUGGAUCUCUGGCUGCAUAAUUGUGGAAAAUGAAUAGGUAGAACAUUGCAUAGAGAUCUAGCAAAAAGAUAUCAUGGUUGCCAAUUGCCAAUAUAGACUCGUAUAAUGCUUCAAUAUUAAAUGCCAAAUUUAAUUCUCUUUCUUGUAAGUCACCAGUUGCUUAUACAAAUUUUUGUUAGUCAUUGUUGUUA